AUGGACCAGCAAUUUUCAUUGUCCUGGAACAAUUUUCACGGGAAUCUGACAAAAGGAUUCGCCGGUUUAUUAGGGAAUGGCGAGUUUGUUGAUGUAACAAUUGCCGUUGAUGGCCAUCUAUUACAAGCACAUAAAGUAAUAUUGUCGAUAUGUUCACCAUAUUUCAAAAAGAUGUUUCAAUUGAAUCCAUGUCAACAUCCAAUUGUUGUAUUAAGAGAUGUGACACACAAAUCAAUGAGAGACUUGUUACAAUUUAUGUAUCAUGGAGAAGUUAGCGUAAAGAGAGAAGAUCUCACUAGUUUUAUAGGCACUGCGGAAGCAUUGCAAAUCAAAGGAUUAACUAACAAAGAGACUGAUGAAGCUGAUGAUAAAGAUGAGAGAGAAUUAGCUAAGCAUAGAACAGACAGUCAAAACAACACACUUGAAGUUGAAUCAUGUGUCUCAGAUAUAUAUGACACUAGUGUCAAUGAGGAAUCAAAUCAACACAAUGAGAUAGAAUUACAAAAACAAAGGCAACUUAUUGAAAAACUACAAAGGCUCAGUAAUCUUAAAAGGAAAUCUGAUGAGUUUUUACAAAAGAACUACUUAACAGAGAUAAUUAAUCCAGAAAAGAGGCCAAAAAUCAAAGAAAAGUUAAUAUGCAAACAGAGUAGUCAGAUUUUUCAAACCAACAACUUUGAGAAUGUAAAAAAUUUGUAUGAUGAAAACCCUGUAAACAUAACAACAACUUUAAACACACAAUUACUCAAAGUUAACAGUGAAGAAUUAAGUGAUAAAAGUAAAAACCAGACAUUGCAUGAGAGUGAAGUAGAAUUAAAAACAGAAUGUGAUGACAGUGAUAUAAUAGUGACAGAUCCUGCUGUUUGUUCAAGUCUGAAAAACUAUGAAAGUUCUAGAGAUGGAAACAAAGAUCUAUCUGUCACAAUGGACUAUCCAUCUCCACAGGACAAUACCAGUUUGAGUUCAUUUAUGAUCGACCUUAAAAACUUAGUGAAUGGUAAGGUGACUAAUAACAUGCUGAGAACUAACACAAGCGAAGAGUACUCUAGACCUACAAUGGAACAUCGCCUUGUAACAAUCCCACAAAAGGAAGAUGGAAAAAAGAAAUACCCACAGCGCUCAUGUCGCCUGUGCUGGAAAAUCGGAAGACGACGAGAUACUAGAUUUAUGUGUAGUGCUUGUGAAUUACCUUUCUGCAAAUCACCUUGCUUUGGAAUUCAUUUUAAUGAUAUACUCAAAGUAUCACAGCUGCAAGCAGAUUAUUAUGCAAAUUAA
This is a messenger RNA of Arctia plantaginis, 1275 nucleotides long. NCBI's taxonomy places the organism in Eukaryota, Metazoa, Arthropoda, Insecta, Lepidoptera, Erebidae. The record is from the annotation of a GenBank genome assembly.